AAGAAGCAGCAGCGGUUUAAAGAUGGCUCUUGACAGCAGCGAUGUUUCUCCAUGCGGCUGUAAAGGCAUACGGCGGUGUCUUAUUUGCGAAAAGUCUAAGGGAGAAACUCAGCCUGAUACAUUCAAACCUGAGAAGAAGAAGACUGUGCACCAUUUCAUCUACAAUCUUGAGCAAAGAAUUGCUGAGUGCAAAGAUGGAGAAGGUGCAUCGUUUCCUUUUCCUGGUGUCUUCCUUUGGGAGGACUUCAUAACUGAGGAGGAGGAGAAGGAGCUGGUCGGCCACAUGGACCAGGAUGUCUGGAAUCCGUCGCAGUCCGGUCGAAGGAAACAGGACUAUGGUCCAAAGGUGAACUUCAAGAAAAGGAAAGUACGUCUAGCAAGCUUUAAUGGACUCCCUGCUUUAAGCCAGAAACUGGUGCUGCGGAUGCAACAAGUGCCAAACUUAGAGGAUUUCCAGCCGGUGGAGCAGUGCAACCUGGACUAUCACCCUCAGCGAGGCUCCGCCAUUGACCCGCACCUAGAUGACUCCUGGCUGUGGGGGGAAAGGCUGGUCACGCUCAACAUGUUAUCAGAUACCGUGCUCACCAUGUCUCUGGAACAGGGCCUGCCAGAGCAGGGGCUGACGGGGGAAGUCUGCGUGGCCGUACGGCUUCCUCGGAGGUGUUUGGUGGUGUUAUACGGUGAGGCCAGGCACAGAUGGAAACACGCCAUUCACAGGGAGGACAUUCAGGAGCGCCGAGUCUGCAGCACAUACAGAGAGCUCUCUGCAGAGUUUCUGCCUGCAGGGCAGCAGGUGAAGCUGGGAGCCGAGCUGCUGAAUAUUGCUUCGACUUUUAAAGGAACUCCAGUAUAAACUCACCAUACAGCAAAAGCUCCACAUCUUUUGAACUUUAAUUAAGUGCACAAAAGUGAAUUCUUGCCAUUUUUACUGCCCCCACUGCCCAAGCAAGGCAAACAAUCUUUAAUCUUCCUUAAACUAUAGUGAAGAAUAAUGUAACACUGCUAACUUACUAAAACAGCAAUUUUUUGUUUAUU
Molecule: messenger RNA, 1035 nt
Organism: Cyprinodon tularosa
Lineage: Eukaryota; Metazoa; Chordata; Actinopteri; Cyprinodontiformes; Cyprinodontidae
Gene: alkbh4
Product: alkB homolog 4, lysine demthylase
Exons: 3
Coding region: 23-853 (276 amino acids)
Biological process (GO): oxidative demethylation; actomyosin structure organization; protein demethylation
Cellular component (GO): midbody; contractile ring
Molecular function (GO): oxidoreductase activity; actin binding; demethylase activity
Source: RefSeq, a predicted model, not a curated record